This is a messenger RNA of Lichtheimia ornata, 660 nucleotides long. RefSeq lists its product as uncharacterized. The record is from RefSeq and is a predicted model, not a curated record. Lineage: Eukaryota; Fungi; Mucoromycota; Mucoromycetes; Mucorales; Lichtheimiaceae. The transcript has 4 exons. Bases 1 to 660 code for a protein of 219 amino acids.
AUGGAAGGCACAACAACAUCCUCGCAACGCCGGAAAUCGCUGACCAAGCCUACUACGACUACGCAUUCAACUGCUGCUGCUACUCCAUUGGCGUCGUCAUCAGCUCAAAGGAUCCUUGGCAGACGAAUCAAGCUCAAGACUGCUUCGAAUGAAGAGAUCGAGGGACGUAUUUACGCAUUGGAUCGCUUAACCAACUGUAUUGCACUUGAUAUCCUUUUUAUUGUUAUUAUCAUGCUCACCACACACAAUGCAGCCGCACAACAAGGUCGAAAACAGCUUUCAUUUCGUAUCAUUAAAAUAUCCCACAUCAAAGAGGUGUUAUCGAACCAAGAGGACGCGCCUGCCGACUUUUUACCUAUCAACCAUGUGGAUACCAGUCGAUUGGAUGCACGCGAAUCGAGCGGUGUGAAGAAUAUGCGACAACGGGUAGCCAAAAUGGGUGUGGGUGUCACCAAAGAAGCACAGGAUAUAUUUGACGCACUCAGUAAAACGUUACCAUGCCGUUGGUCAAAUGAUACCAUUGUUGUCCUGGAUGAGGUCUUGAUUCAGCCACCCUAUGAUGUCGAUAGUUGCAAAGCCAAUUCUUCUUCAGCAUCCUCCUUGGCACGUGUCAAAAAAGUGUUGGAAGGUGAAAGGAGACGUCUGGAAAGAAAACAAUGA